GGUGGCUUCAUAAGAUAAUUGAAAAAUAAGUCUAGGACCUUCGCCACGCGAGAAAGCACAAGUAGGUCGGAAAGAUACUCGUUGAUAUGACGAGAGAGUGCUUUCGUUGAUAUUACGAGAGAGGUGAAGGUGGAUAUCAUCGCUGAAAAAUCAGAGAUACGGCAAGAACAGACGGAGUGUCUAUGAGAAAGCGUCAAACUGAAAGAACAGCAUUGACAAAAAAUUGCCACUGCAUUUGAGUUUAGAAAUUGCCACUGCAUUGGAUACCGAGACUCAGGCUCAGAUACCAUCACUAAUAGAAAACGUGGCAAGUGACUUUUUGAUCUCCUGACCACUCUGGCUAAUUCCUGCGAUCAGUGAUACCUUAUGAGGCACAAGUUUGAACAAGGCUUCAUACGGUUGAUGGGGCGAAGUAGGAGCGUAUUGCUCCUGCAGCACGCACUAAGCAAGGACAACUUCUAAUGAGCAUGUAGGCCACUUUUCAAGAUGAGUCACGAGUGUGAAGAUAAAAAUCUUCAGCAGUUCCUGAACACCAGCAUCGCAUUUUUUCGGCACCAGAACCACAAGUUCUCUUCGCGGUGAUGAAAAUGUCCUGCGACAAGCACGGUCGUCCUCCCUUGAGGAGCAGGAUUGGGAAUCUCCUGGUAGAGUUUCUGGUGCUGUCGACAACGUCAGUCGAAAGCCGCAAACGAGGGUUGCUUGAAAGACUCUUUCAGCACCACGUAGGUGUUGCACAGCAAGAAGUGCAGAAAAAGCUUCGAAGUAGCGAUGCAGCAGAUGAAGCAAGACGUCGAGACUACGUCGAGGUCUUCGACGAGGUCGCAGACUACACGACUCAGUAUAAAAAUUAUCGUCAAGAGAAUGUUGAAAUAAAGACGAGACGAGGUGCCGACCUACAGUACGAUCGUGAUUUUGGAGUCGACGAAGAGCAUCCUGCACAACUCGAGCUCGCGCCAACCGUAGCUGCGAACGGAACGAUGAAAGAUGAAGUCUCGUUGCAUAAUGAGGAACAACAACUACAAGAUGAGGACGAUCGGGGGUGGCCGUCAGCGCCUGUAAUUAGACGUAUUGAUGGGAGAAAUGCGACUAAAUCUCCUACCUCAUUUGCGCUCGGAUUUUUCUCAUCCUCUCGAGACCACGAAGACGGAUUCUCCCCCUCUCGUCUACAGACGAAGAGGUCCUCUACAUCAACAUCUAAAUCAAGCCAAACGCAGCCAGAUGGAUUGCGAUUGGGUUAUACCCACUGGAACCGAGGUUUAAGAUUGUAGCUAAUCCAUCUUUGGAAGCAUCCCUGAAACGUGUGGGGGAGUACCUUCACAGGGGAAUCCUCCCCCAUACUUUUCAAGGAUGUUGCACUUGAAAGAUGAAUUACGGGCAGUUCUAAGAGGUGAGCCGAAUAACUGGGGAGGACACGAGGACUGCAUGACCAUGAUCGCGAAUGGCCGCUGGAACGACUUAUCCUGUGGGCAUCGACUGUUAUGAACCUCUGAUAGGCGUAGUGCCACAGUGCCACUGAUACUUCAUCUUCAGCGUCAACCUCGGGCUCAGCAGGUUGUCCUCAGCACCAGGGUACUUAUAUAUUGGUCUUCGUCCACGAUCGUCGUGGUCAUGCAACAAUUUUUUUGGUUGUAGUAGUAGAUCUAGCCCUCGGUCACUUGUUUCACUUUGAGCGAGAGCGUGAUCUUCUCUACCUCGUCCUUGCUUGACGAGCAGUCUAAGUUUCUACUUCGUUUGCUCAAAAGCCUCUGUGUGCGACGGACGCAAUGGGUGGCGAUGUCACCGAAACGGUGGGGGCGCUGAUGCCGUGUCCUACAAAGUCUUCACUCAGUCGCGUUCUUGGGACCAGGCAGCGGCGGAAUGUUAUCGGCAAAGUGCGACAUUGGCGAUCAUCACCAACGGAGGCGAAAACAAUGUCGUGCGAAGCCUGAUCCAGGGCCGUCGCUGGACAGUGUGGAUCGGCGGAAACGACAUUAACCAAGAGGGCAACUGGAGGUGGCCCGAUGCGCCUGCGGCUGCUACGGUACUAAUUGACAUUUAUCGCACUAUUUAAGUAGUUCUAGUAGAAGUAGAGUACCUCUACUAGUACUCCAACUACAUGAAUGACAAGAACUCCAUGCUUUGGUCUCUCUAAACGAUUAACGAUUCAAGAACGAACAUGAUCAUCGUGUGGCUAUGGAUCUCGUAAUGCCCGACCAGCUUCAUUAUCGCAACCUGAAACACAAAGUGCCCGCCGGCACCGGCUUGUCCCCAGCCAGUAUGCCCGAAACCUGUGUGUCCGGAGCCCAUCUAUUGCCCUGAACCCGAACCGAAGCUGCCGCCUCUGCCUCCUCAACCGCAGCGUUUGGACAACCCAGGCGGCCACGUGACAGUAUGGGUACCGAGUUGCACCGGAGGCCUCGCGCCGGUUGCAGUACCCAACGGCUCCAGUCGCACGGCCACAGAUGUCAUAUACUUCUUAUGGACAAGAAGAGAAAUAAGCAUAUAAUUAAGCCGCUAGAGUUUCUUACUUCUUCCAUGCAUACCAUACAGCUGCGCAUGCAUGUUGGUAUUUGUGGUUCUUGUUGUUGCACUACCAGCCUCAGACGACCUAUGCAUUGUACCGAGAAGAUAGUCUCACACGAAUAUGAUCUUGAUAUGCCCCAUUGCUCGCCGUUUUGAAAAAUGGUGUCCCAUUAUAGCUUCUUCUAACAAUCGUUGCGCGUUUCAUUCGGGAAGCGGAGGAAAAACGUGAACGUCGUGGAAGCGGAAAAAAACCUGAUAUGUGGUGUCGCGUCAAAUUCGUGCCGCACGUAUUUUUCUUCUUUGUGCUUAUUGUUCUGCAGGAUGAGCUUCAAACUUCUUCUCGUCAGACGGUUUAUUUCUACCAGUGGACGGUCACGGUCCUCCUGAUGGGGCAACAAGGACAACAUCAAGAAGAGUAGAAAACUAAAUCAUAUUGCUAAACUACCAACACCAACACGGACGAGUGAUACUAGUGAGAUCAUUGCUAAACUAGCAAGUGACGUCAAUUUGACGCUUGUGACUAGGAAUCGAUGGACUACUCACCUUAAACUUUGAAGACAUCACGCUGACGAUUACAGAACCGUCUCCGCCUCCGUUUCGGAAAUCGCAUCCUACCGGAUACGGGUGUCGGCAAAUCAGCGCCAAAUCUGAAGAUGUAUGGCGCUGGUGGAAAAGAGAUCUUCGAUGGACGUGAUCCGUCUCAGAAGCGUGAGGUGGGACAGCCAACCGCCAAAACGGAACGACGAUUCCUGAAAGUUCUAUGGUUCGCUGAUUAACAUUAUAACGCGAAGAAGUCUCGACUCCUGGAACGACUUCUAGGAUCAUGAAAAAGUAGUACAACGCUCUAGUAGGGAUUCACCUCUUCGGCAGAGCACGGUUGUAAAAACCCUCAACACAGUUUUCUACCUAGUACUUGAGAUGUUUUUUCCGUCUGAUAGAACCUCUUCGUAUAUUUUUUUCCGUCCAGAAAAUCGUCAAUUUUUUCCAUCUAGUAGGUUCAGGCAGUCCGAUCCUUUCAUAACAUUGCUUGUCAUGAGAUUAACAGAAGUAUCUGUUCUUAUGAAUAUGAUUAUAAACACAACUACUGCGUAAGCGUAUUUUAUGGUGCAUACUAGAUAAUCAUAGAUACAUAAGAAGUUUUUUUCCUUUCUUUCCACUGUGAAGAUGAUGUAAGUGAUCAAUGCACGGGAGAUGAUAAUCAUAAUAAAUAUGGACUUAACCGAAAAAGGCAUUGGCAUGCGUUGCUUUUGUGACUAGACUCGUUCGCUUCUUGGCUCUACAUCUACGUCUUUCUCGUUGUUCGUUGUGCGAAUGAUGCACGACUUUUUU
Messenger RNA from Amoebophrya sp. A25, 3831 nucleotides. NCBI's taxonomy places the organism in Eukaryota, Dinophyceae, Syndiniales, Amoebophryaceae. The record is from the annotation of a GenBank genome assembly.